CGUCACCGUCAUCGCUUCCUCUUAGAGGUUUGACCGCGCGAGUUCUGGACUCCACCUUUCCUCUUCCCCAAACGUUGUGUCUCUUCUCUCUUCAAUCUUCGGAUCCAAACGCCGGGCAUUGAGAACAAAGAUUGAGAUGCGCGCAUCAUUUUCUCAGUUGGGCAACGUCUUGCCCAUCCCUAAGCUUUUCCGGAAAUUGGAGCAAGAAAUGGAAACUGUAAUCAAAGUAUUACAACCUGGACCUUUGGGAAUCAUCGAGCACAAAUUCUCCGCCGACGAAAUUUGCGAGGCAAACGCCACGGUUCGUAGAGCCGUCGAGAAUUGGCGGAGGAAUGCAAUUGUAGAGCAAAGAAACAGCGUUUUGAAAGUUUAUUUUCACAGGUGAACAAUUAUUAUGCCGCCGUAUUGUUUUCAAUAGAUGAUUGAUGGAAGGAAUUUUUGUAAAUCAGUGAAAGUAAAAACUUUUCUCGGCGCUUCAUCAAAGUACUUGUAGAUUAGCUCUUUCAUUUCUUUCUUCUUAGAGCUGAUUGGUGUUGUUUUGGUAUGUAAACUUUGCUAUCAGUUCUGAAUAAAGUUUUGGACUUUCCUUUUAA
This is a messenger RNA of Theobroma cacao (cacao), 593 nucleotides long. RefSeq names its product zinc metalloproteinase aureolysin. NCBI's taxonomy places the organism in Eukaryota, Viridiplantae, Streptophyta, Magnoliopsida, Malvales, Malvaceae. The record is from RefSeq and is a predicted model, not a curated record.